AUGGACUAUUCCAACCACUCCCCUCAGGCAGGAGGCUGCGGUCCAUCAGGACUAGAACCUCCGGCCACAAGAACAGAUGCAACAGACACCGAGAAAGACCCGAGUUUCCAGGACGUCUUCAAAGAGGACUGUAUCGUGCUUGACCCAAUGUCGGUCCUGCCGGUCCAGUACGAGAUCACCAACUGCUUACUGCCCAUUUCUCACGAUGCUGUGUUGUAUCCUCUGGACUGCUCCUGCCUGUCCCACUGCUCUUUUGAAGACGGCUCUAACUUCCUGGCCCCUCUGCUGAGCCCCCUGAGCACCAUGCUGCAGAUGCUCCAGGAGUGCAGUCAGCUGGAGCUCUCCCUCCGGCUGCUGGUGAACUCUUACUGCAGCAGCCUGCAGCACUGCACCUCCAACGUCAUGGACCUGUCCCUCGGAGUCCAGCUGUUUGACAAGCAAAAUCUGAAAAACAGCAACAUGUGCUUGAGUAAACUUAGAAAAAUGACCUUAUCUUCCAUUAAUUUGGUCGUGCUGGCGCUGUUGAACAAGGUCUUCAACUGGAGGAUGGUGGACUGUGACCUGGCAAUCGGCCUCUGCUCGCUGCUCUCUGAAUCUGAAGUGCUAAAAAUUCUGUGGAAAGUAAUAGACGACACCUGGCAGAAUUAUGACAAGAUUUUGGCUGUGGCUAAAGUGGGGGCAAACCUGUGCUGCUUGUACGGGCUGGCGAAGGAGAAGGACCAGUUUCUGUCUGUCAUCACGGAUGCGGAGUGGGGCAUCAGGCUCAGUAAACUGGAGAUCUCCAUGCAGCCGGUGUUCCGACAGCAGCUAAAGAGCGAACUCAUCCCGGUCCUGGUGAAGAACAGUAGAAUCACUCCAGACAUCAUCCUCCAGUACUGCAGCACCUAUGACCUGGACCAGGACACUGUGAUAAACCAGUACAUCACCACACUGCUGCUGCUCCAGGAGGAGGAGGAAGAGGAGGUGGAGGAGGAGGGCUCUGGGAAUACUGAGCCGCAUGUAUUCAGCGGCCAGGCCCUGGAGAGAGUCCAGCUCAUCAUCACUAAGCUCCACAGCACCCGCGAGCUCAUGGACAGCCUGUGUGCUGCUGUCUUUAAGCUGAGCCCGUACAACUAUGAAAGAAUUGAAGUCGUGCUGAAGAUUCUGGAGGUGGCCGAUGAACACAUACCCACAUUUUCAGUCGGCCAGGGCAUGGCUCUGCUGCAACACCUGAAGUCUUACAAGCGCGUGGCUGCUCCCUCGGACACGGAGAGCUCCUACCUCCUGGAGAACAACCUGGUUCCCAAUCAGCAGUCCCAGAGCCGACUCCCCUUCCACCUCCUCAUGCAGACCAAGCACUUCUGGAAGAUCAUCUGUCCUGAACUCACUGAAGAGACAUUUCCCACUCUGUUGCUGAUCACUAAACUUAUGAAGAUGUGUCUGGAUAAGCUCUACAUGUCGGCUGUAAACCACGUGUUUGAGAAGAAGAUGAAGCCGCUGAUCCUGGAGCAGAGGAAGAGAGGUCAGAGUCACAUCAACAAUAAAGACACGCUCAAAGUGGCCAAGACCAUGAUGAGGUACAUCCACUGCAUCCAGAGCGCCGAGUGGGCCGCCGCCACCGCACACAAGAUCGCCCAGGAGCUGCCCCCAGGCCAUGAGAAGACCCUGUCCCUGCGCUUCUGCUUGAGUCUGGGAGAAACGUGGUUAAAGGAUCCAAACCUCGAGGAGAGCACUCGGUCCAGAGUGGUUACGUUUCUGUCGAAGCUGAAGCUGCAGUUCCAGCGCUCGGCCACAGAGAACGCUGUGAUGUGCAGUCAGCUGAGCAGCUCCGAGCUCUUGAAGCUGAGCGGGCUGCCGGCCAAACUCAUCAUGGCUCUGUACGAACACAGCAGUGUGGAGCAGCGCUUCAGGGACUCAGCCAGCCACACCUACCCUGACCUACAUGCUGUGAUUAAAGAAGUGGCAUCCAUAAACAAUGUGGAUCUGUUGAAAAUCCGUAAAAUGCUUCUGGAAAAGUGGAUCUGCAAAACCGGACCUGCUGUGACCAAGGAAAUGAGCGGAGGAGACUGUGUGAGCAUGGAGGAGGAUCCAGACCUGAUGAGGGUUGUGCACAUGCUGCAGGCCUGCCCCAUGGACAACAUGCUCCAGCUCCUCACUCCUGUGCUAUCAGCUGAAACCUGGCCUCACAGCAGCUCUGGUCCUCGCCUGACCUUCUGCCACCGCACACGUGCGCUGCUCUGCCUGGUGCGCCUCACUGACGCUGUCACACUGGAGGCGCACACGCACAUCCCCCGAGGACAGAUCCAGUUCUACCUGAAGUGCUACGUGUUUGUGUCUCAGCUGGAGGCCUUAAACAUCCCGUACACAGUGCAGUCGUUCCUGAGCAGCCCUAAAGACGGCCUGGUGAAGGGGCUGUGGAAAAACCACGACCACGAGCCUCAGGCUGUGCGGCUGGUGGCAGACCUCUGCCUGGAGUAUCAGGUGUAUGAUCCUCAGCUCUGGAACAGUCUCCUCCAGAAGCUGCUGAGCUUUAACCUGAUCGGACACCUGCAGAGUGUCCUGGAUUCACUGGUGGCUGUGCCCUCGCUGUGGGAGAUUCCUAGUUUCUCCAGGACGUGGAGGAGUGCGAUCCUGGCUCCUUUUGUCGCAGCUUCUGUCCCUCUGAAUCCGGAGCAGCAGACGACACUUCAUAAAACCUUUGUCCUGCUGCUGAAGUGCCCCUUUGUGCUGAAUCUGGACCUGAUCGGGAUCGCCAAUCGCUUCGCUCAGUUAAACCUGUCGGCUUUCGCUCUGGGGACGCUGCUGCUCAUCCCUUGUGCCCAGAAAAAAGACCAGCAGAUCAAAGGCUUUCUGUCGCUCUGCAGCCCACUCUCGGUCCUGGAGCAAGUGGAGGAGCUGAUGAGCAGUGGAGAGCUGGCGGGACUCCCCACACAGAUCCGAGACACAGUCCUGAGCUUCAUCAGUGAGAGCGGACAGCAGCAGCAGCUCAUCAGGACCAAGCACUUCUCUCUCCUCCGACACCAGCUGCUGUCACACGGACACCUUCAGCAGGUCCGAGAGCUCGUGCGCUGCCUCCUUACCAACAACUGUCCAGAGGAGGCUUCAUCUUUGGCCCGUGAGUACAUGAAGCACAGAGACCCACACAGGGAACAGCUGCUCUGCAUCAGCUCCACGUCUCCAUCCAAGUUUAUCAAGGAGUUUCUCUCUGUGGAAAGUGGAGUUCUGUGA
Messenger RNA from Knipowitschia caucasica, 3207 nucleotides. The record is from the annotation of a GenBank genome assembly. Lineage: Eukaryota; Metazoa; Chordata; Actinopteri; Gobiiformes; Gobiidae.